CUUUUUCACUCUCUCUACGCAUUUCACGACCACCCUAUGCCGUCGUCUAAUUCCGGCGAGAGCCGCCGAGCGUCCAAGCCUCAGAACUCGGCCGGAGCUCCGCCUCCGCCAGAGCAAGAGAACCUCCCGUGCCCGCGCUGCGACUCCACCAACACCAAGUUCUGCUACUACAACAACUACAACUACUCCCAGCCCCGCCAUUUCUGCAAGUCCUGCCGCCGGUACUGGACUCACGGCGGCACCCUCCGCGACAUCCCCGUCGGCGGUGGUAGCCGGAAGAACGCAAAGCGCUCCCGCACCCACCACGUCGCCGCCUCGUCAUCCUCCUCCGCCGUGACGUCGGCGCAGGAGCACCCCUUGCCGGCAAUGGCCCCCAUGGCGGUAACGCAAGGGUUCGGGGGUGGAGUUGACGGUGACGUCAAACAGAAUGUGAACGUUUGUGGGAGCUUCACUUCGUUGCUGAACAACACCCAAGGUUCUGGAUUUCUGGCCCUGGGUGGAUUUGGGCUUGGGCUUGGACAUGGGUUUGAAGACAUGGGCUUUGGAAUAGGGAGAUCGGGUUGGGGUUUCCCUGGAAUGGUGGAGGGCAAUAACAUUGGCGGCGCCGUUGCUGCUUCUGGCGUUGGGAACACGUGGCAGUUGGAAGGUGGUGAGGGUGGAUUCGUUGGUGGAGAUUGCUUCUCUUGGCCUGGGCUUGCCAUUUCAACACCUGGAAAUGGUCUGAAAUGA
Molecule: messenger RNA, 729 nt
Organism: Abrus precatorius (Indian licorice)
Lineage: Eukaryota; Viridiplantae; Streptophyta; Magnoliopsida; Fabales; Fabaceae
Product: dof zinc finger protein DOF3.4
Exons: 1
Coding region: 37-729 (230 amino acids)
Biological process (GO): regulation of DNA-templated transcription
Molecular function (GO): DNA-binding transcription factor activity; DNA binding
Source: RefSeq, a predicted model, not a curated record